UGUGAUUUGCUAAUAGCAAACAGUGGUAGGCAAGAUUAUCUGUUUGCGUUUAUUAGAAAGAAUUGUAUGUUAUGUUUUAGGUAUCGUAUAGACAGUCAUUAUGUUGUUAGUGUUAUCUGAAGAGCAAAAGGAGCACCUGGGGUUUUUAUCUGAUGUGGACCCAGCGGUUGUUGGUGAGUUUGGCAGAAUUGCUGUGGAGUUCCUAAAGAAAGGCUCAAACCCUAAAAUCUAUGAGGGUGCAGCGAGAAAGCUGAGUGUUCCAGCAGAGACUGUACAGCAUGGUGUUGAGGGACUGAUGUUUAUUCUUACUGAAAGUUCAAAGCUUAUGAUCUCUGAAGUGGACUUUCAGGACUCGGUGUUGGUGCUGGGUUUUUCAGAGGAGCUCAAUAAACUGCUGCUGCAGCUGUAUUUGGAAAACAGGAAGGAGAUCCGUCAGGUUCUGAGUGAACUCGCCCCAUCUCUGUCCCGCUAUCAGAACCUCGAGUGGAGGCUUGAUGUACAGCUGGCCAGCAGGGCUCUGAGACAGCAGGUGAAACCUACAGUCACCCUGAAGCUCCAUCUGGAGAGUGGAGACACGCAGAGCGCCCGUGUUCUACAGACAGACCCUGCCACAUUGCUGCAUCUCAUCCAGGAGCUGGAGCGAGCGCUUGCUGAGGUCAAGAGCAACCACUGCCGCCGAAUCCUACGCAACAUCAAAUAGGAGUGUGCAUAAAGUGGACACUAGAUGGUGUGAAAGGUCACCUAAAGCAGUGUUCAGGAGCCCUUCUGUUCAGCACAUUUUAAAGCAGUUCCAGCUCUUGGUUAAUGAACUGGUGAGUCAGGUGUGUUGUAACAGGAAAAUGUGCAGUUUAGGAGCAGGAACAUGAACUCUAAGUGUUAGAUACAGUCAAGGCAUAAAUGAAGACACUUGAAGUUCUUCAGUGUCAUCACCUGAAUAGAAACCACUCACUUAAGAAAUGUAUGAAUAAUGUUAGAGCUGGAGCAUUUAUGCAUCAUUUUAAUUUUUGGCUUGUUUGAUAAUUGAUUUGUUCUAUGCUUAAUACCUUUUGUCAGUGUUUAUCUUUAAUAUUUGGAAAAAUACAUAUUUUGGGACCAUUUCAUAACUUAGUGAGGCUGAAGAGUAAAAUGAAUUUAUUUUCACUUUUAAUAAUGUUAAAAGCCAAUGACUGAGAACAACUUGCUGUAUUCUCAUUGACUGUUUUGUAAAUAUGUUAAUAAAUCUUUGUAGAAUCUG
Molecule: messenger RNA, 1234 nt
Organism: Ictalurus punctatus (channel catfish)
Lineage: Eukaryota; Metazoa; Chordata; Actinopteri; Siluriformes; Ictaluridae
Gene: commd2
Product: COMM domain containing 2
Source: RefSeq, marked provisional